GAGAGAUGUUGGAAAAUGAAUACGCAGGUAGCUACAAAGGCAGGACUGAACCAGGCUUGGGUUCUUCCCUGAUUCUUCCACAGCUUUCCAAUACAAAUCAAUUAAUAAAAGCUUGUUUCCUCAUUCACAAAACAGCAAUUGGUCUUACAGAGAGGUGUGAGGCUAGCGCUGAGUCAGAGCUGGUGGAGAUCAGUGGGAUGGUGCUGCUGGAAGCUUCACCCACUGCAUUGCCCAACCUCCCCAGGGUCACAGCAGUACAUUCAGUGUGAGGUGCAACUUUGGUGAGGCCCCUUCAGGCAGAGCUGCGACAGAGGGACAUUAAAAUCCCUCUAAUUGGAUACUGUGCAAUGAGUGGAGCAGGAGGAAGUACCUUGAGCUGGCUUUCCUCUUGCAGUGUGCUCUAUCAUAAACCACUAUGGUUAAUGCCUUUUAUUUUCCGAGAAGUUCACAUAGCAGAAGCUCUGCCCACUGUUCUGGUGCCAUUGACCACAGGACUCUUACCAUCAGGCACUGUGUGUGAUCUGUGCUGGCCUUGUCCCUCUGGAGUAAGCUGGAUGGACCCGUGCCUGUGAUUUUCACUCUUCAUCUACAAGAAGAAACUUUCCUGACCAUAGCUGGUACUUCAGUGGUACAGACUGGACAACAAAGGCACAGUGAGUGUAAGGCAAGCAAUGCUGGUGAUUUGCAGCGUCAUUAGCUUUCAUCCUCCUCCCCCAUCGUCCCUUCUGACUUCCUUUUUUCUUCUUCUCUCCCUUUCUUAUCUCAAAGCAUAGCUGAGUAGUUUCCUCUUUUCUCACAGAUUGGCUCCUGGAAUAUGGCUUGCUCUCCCAUAGGAUAAAGGAAGGCUUCAGCCCAGGUGGGUUUCUGCAGAGGCAAGGCCUGAAUUGAAUGAGUGCUCUCAGACCAGGAGAAGAGGUGUGAAGGCUUUUGUCUGCACAGCCCAGGUUGGUCCACAUCAUGCAGGAUAAUUUAUAUUGUCAGAUUUUGUUAUUACUGUUCUGAGGGGAGGGCGUGCUUCUCAUCAACACAGAAAUGCUUUUCUGCUGCUGAUCUGCUGGGGUUGCUUUGAUGUCAGGCAGAGCAAGGUGGGCUUUUUGGUGUUAUUACUGACCUGUUAGUCCCAUGUCAGUUCAGUUCACUUUUGGAGUCCUGUCCCAUGCAGGAGUGGAGAAAUGGGCUCUUGGGGAAAUGCAGUAAGAUAUGUGUGGAAUCUCAGCCCCUGUAUAGUCAGAACUCUUCCCCUUCUGACCCCAAUUAAACAAAACAGCUGAAAACAUGAAUGCUGAGGUUACUGGCAGGUACUGACAAUGACACAGCUACUGCAGCCAGUUCAUAUGUGUGACGUGAGCAUAGUAAUUAACGAGCAGGAUUUCAGGAGCUGAAGCUGUGCUGGGGCUGCACAGAUGAGAAUCAUGAGGUGGCCAUGAGAGGCAGCGGAAUUAAUGGAAUUAAAUUCAACAUUGUUGACUUGAUUUCAACACCACCACCACCACCCACACUUCCCCUGGGCUUUGAGUCUGCGUUUUUUGUUUCCUGCCUUUGCUUUUUAAGGGAGGGCGAAGCAGCUCACUGAUACUUCUCACUUACCACCAUGCUGGAAGAAGAUAAUGAUGAGACGUGUUGGAAUAGCCUGGAAAACUUCCGAGUGAAGCUGAUCUCUGUGAUAGAUCCUUCCCGAAUAACACCUUAUCUUCGCCAGUGCCAGGUGAUAAACCAUGAUGAUGAGGAACAGGUUCUCAAUGACCCCAGCCUGGUCAUGCGCAAACGUAAAGCAGGUGUUCUUCUGGACAUUCUUCAGCGAACGGGGCACAAAGGAUUUGAAGCAUUCAUGGAGAGUCUCGAGCUUUAUUACCCACAACUGUAUAAGAAAAUAACUGGGAAGGAGCCGAGCAGAGUUUUCUCUCUGAUUAUAGACACAGCUGGGGAGUCAGGCCUGAGCCAGCUCCUGAUGAAUGAAAUUACAAAGCUGCAGAGAACAGUGCAGGAGGAGCGGCAGAAGGCCCAGGAGCUCACCGUGUGGCUGCACACCAAAGAGAACAUGAUCAGAGAGAUGUGGGUGAGGGACAGCCUGCUCCGCAAGCACCAAGAGCGGGUGCAGAAGAUGAAGGAGGAGAGGGACAGUCUAAGCAAGGAGCUGCGGAAGUGCAAGGAUGAGAACUAUAACCUGGCAAUGAGCUAUGCCAGACAGAGCGAGGAGAAGAGCAGUGCCCUCAUGAAGAACAGGGACCUGCUCCUAGAGAUUGACAGCUUGAAGCAUAGCCUCAUGAAGGCUGAGGAUGACUGCAAACUAGAGCGUAAACACUCAAUGAAACUGAAGCACGCCAUAGAACAGCGUCCGAGCCAUGAAGUGAUGUGGGAGAUCCAGCAGGAGAAGGAGUUGCUUUUGGCCAAGAAUCAGGAGCUGGAGAACACUCUCCAGGUUGCCAGAGAACAGAAUUUGGAGAAGAAUCUCUCCCGUGAGACUGUGCAGAAUGACUGCAGCCAGAUACUGGAGCGCAGGGACCUGCUGAACACCCUGUACCACCUCCGCAAGGAGCUGCGCCAAGCCGAGGUGCUCCGAGACAAAUAUGCAGAGGAAAAAGAGAUACUUGAACUACAGUGCAUGUCUCUGAGGAAGGACUCCCAGAUGUAUAGAAAACGGAUGGAUGCUGUCUUACAGCAGAUGGAGGAAGUGGCUUCAGAAAGAGACCAGGCACUGCUGACCAGAGAACAGUUCUACAUGCAGUACUCAAAGAACCUGAUUGAGAGGGAUGCUUAUCGGAAGCAGAUUCGGGAGCUGGGGGAGCGAUGCGAUGAGCUGCAGCUGCAACUCUUCCAAAAGGAGAGUCAGCUACUGGCUACUGAAACCAAGCUGAAAAGGCUGCAACUGGAGCUGCCUGCACUGACUUCUGACCUGGAUGACACCUCCUCCAGAGAUUCCCAGGAUCUUACUCUUCAUGCUCACCUAGAUGAAGAUACACACCUGACUGAAAAAGAAUGCUGCAAAGGCGAAAACCAGCAGUUCAGCAAUGGAGAAAGCAAUCUGCCUGCAGAGUUGCCCACUUUCGAGGAGUGCAGCUCUGCCCACGAGGAGCUGUCUGAGAAGGAGAGGAGGAGGAUGAAGGAUUGCUUUGAGCGUUACCGCAGGAAGCGCGCCCUCCGCAGAGCCCCCGCAGGCCGCCGCCAUGAAGCCGACUGGGAGCCCAGCACCGGCAGCGACAACACGGACACGGAGGGCAGCUAGAGCUGGGCCGAACGUCCCGUUACCGGCCCCGUCAAUAAACACUGAGCGCUCA
This is a messenger RNA of Coturnix japonica (Japanese quail), 3275 nucleotides long. RefSeq names its product caspase recruitment domain family member 9 (gene CARD9). Gene Ontology annotation, biological process: positive regulation of canonical NF-kappaB signal transduction; regulation of apoptotic process. Gene Ontology annotation, cellular component: cytoplasm. Gene Ontology annotation, molecular function: CARD domain binding. The record is from RefSeq and is a predicted model, not a curated record. NCBI's taxonomy places the organism in Eukaryota, Metazoa, Chordata, Aves, Galliformes, Phasianidae.